AUGGAAUACAUCAUUUCAAUCAUUAGAAAAGAGUACUUUCCAAAUUCAAGACAUAAAAAAUAUUUUCGUCUUUCUGAAUCAACAGACGCUUUCAUAAAAGAAAUAGAUUGGUCACCAACAGGAAUUUCAGAAUCUAAAAAUUGUGUGCUUGCUAUAUUAACAUCAAAACAUAUUGUUUAUAUCUUUAAACCAUACAAAAAUCCAUAUUCAAAUAAAUGGAUACUUCUACACAAUAUAUCUAAAAUUAAUUCAAAAUAUUUAUUUGAAUCACCGAAAUCAGAUACUAAUAUAACUAAUAUUUUAAGAUCAAGAGCACGUUGUAUUUUAUGGUCAUCAGCAUUUUAUACUCAAGAAUUAAAAUGGGGAAAAUGCUACCUAUGUAUAGGAAAUGAAUACGGGGAAAUUGAACUUUGGGAUGUAUCAACUGAAGAAGCCGUUUUAAAUUUAAGACUAAAAGUUUUCAAAACAUGGAUAACAAAACUUGCAUUUUCUCCAUGGAAGCAAGAAAACACUAAUACAUACUAUUGUUUAUUGUCAGUAUCAGAGGAAAAUGGUCCUACAAGAGUUAUAAAAUUAUCAAUAUUUAUAAAUAAUGAAAAUAGCUAUUUAAUAUCAUCUUCCGUGAAAAAAUUAUAUAUAAACAAUGAAGAAUUUAAAAUACCAAUUAAUAAUGUUUUAUGGUUUCCUCAAUCAGCAAUGUUUUGUUUAAUUCUAAUACAUGUUGGAAUGAUCUCAGUUUUCCAAUGUUCUGCAACAUGUGAUCCAAUUUUCAUAAAAUAUUUAUAUACAGAAACCUUUUUGCAAGCUUCAGGAACUUCUAUUAUAUAUAGCUCUAUAGAUCCUGUUGGAUUUCUAAUAGCAUAUCAAGAUGGCCUUAUACAAACUUUUAGCCUUUCAAAAUUUUCUAACGAAAUUGAAAUUAUUACUAACGAUAUUUCUUUAAAACUUAAAAAACAACUCUCUGAUUCCAUACAAACACACUGUUUCUCAGAAUUCAGUAUUAGAAUAUAUGGAUUACUAUCUUUUCCUCCAUUUCUGUAUCAAAUUUUUAUAUGCGAGAUUAUACCAUCAAAUGAGAUAAAAUAUACUACACCCAAACAAGCAGAAGCAAGACUAGUGUUUUUAGAGUCACCAAAUAUUUCCAACAAAGAAAUUUUUGAAGUUAUGGAACAAUUUGUUACAUCAAAUAUUUAUUUUUCUCCAGCAUGUAUACUUUGGGAUAUAGGACUAUCUAAAUUUUUUAGUGUAUCAUUUAAAGAGACAAACUUUUUAAAAUGUUUUGAUUACUUAAAAAAAUUUAGCAAAGAGACAAUAUCAAUUGCUAGUGACGUAAAAAAUCAAACAAUAUUCGAUAAACUAUUCAAUUCAAAAUUUUUAAAUUCACAAAGAUUAUUAAACUCAAUCAUAAGUAUGUUUAAAAUGGAGAAAAACUUUGAAAACAUUUCUCAAACUAUUAUGUUUAAUCUUCAAUCCCAUUUAACAACAAUUAUUUUGUCGGAAUCUAACUAUUUUCAUGAACAUAUUUCAUACUCUCUUUUAACAUACGAGGACAGAAAAUUAAUCAUGCUUUACUGUUCUUUUAUUAUAACAUAUUUUCCAAAUAACUAUUUUCUUUUAGAUCAUCUAAAAAUAUGGAAACAAUACUUUUUAUCAUCAGAGUCAUUACAAGUUCAGGAUUGGAUUAUCAAUACAGAAGAAUAUUGCAAAAUUUGUAAAUCAUAUAUACCAUUUAAAAGUAUAAAAUUUGGAACAUGCAAAAAAAAACAUACAUGGCCAAGAUGUUCUAUAACCUUGUUCGCUUUAAUGGAUGCAUCCUCUAAAACAUGCCAAAAUUGUUCAAGAAAACUUGUCUUUUUUUCAAAUCAAAGCCAUUCAUUUGUAUCAAAAUUAAUAAAUGCAUGCGAUACAUGCUUUUAUUGUGGAGGAAGAUGGUAUUCAAAAAUAUAA
Pneumocystis jirovecii RU7 is the source of this 1947-nucleotide messenger RNA. RefSeq lists its product as uncharacterized. Gene Ontology annotation, biological process: transcription initiation at RNA polymerase III promoter. The record is from RefSeq and is a predicted model, not a curated record. NCBI's taxonomy places the organism in Eukaryota, Fungi, Ascomycota, Pneumocystomycetes, Pneumocystales, Pneumocystaceae. Gene Ontology annotation, cellular component: transcription factor TFIIIC complex. Gene Ontology annotation, molecular function: histone acetyltransferase activity; protein binding. Bases 1 to 1947 code for a protein of 648 amino acids. The transcript has 15 exons.